AUAUAUAUUCGCCAUAAACCCAUCACUCUUUUCAUUCUAUAGCCGUUCUACACUGGUGCAGUCUGCAACUCUGUGUUUCUCUCCUCUCUCAUCUGGUAUUCUGGUGUAAUAUUGUAUCUAAAUCAUAAGAAGAUUGUAAGUGUACUGUGAUGGAUCCAGCAUCAUUUGACCAGAAACCAAGUGCACCACGAAAGGUGAGGUUUAAACCAAAGGCUCCAGUACGCAAACCAACAAAGCCGGCUGUGCCGAAAACUGAAGCAGUUGAUGAUUCUGAAACUGCUGAGGCAAAGGAGUUGAUGCAACGUUUUCAGGAUGGCUUAGCGACAAAGCCUAAGUUUGAAAAGAAAUCUGAACCUGUUCAGCGAGUUGCUUUCGGAUAUGGAUCAUCAAUCCCCAGUAAUCAUUACAGCGCUUCUAAUGGAACUAGUUCUAUGUACAAAGAUAAAGCUCAUUUUCACGGCAUGAGAGAGGAGAAAGAAUACAAAGAGCCAUGGAAUUAUUACAGCAAUUAUCCUGUAACUCUUCCUCUUCAUAGACCCUAUUCUGGACAUCCAGAUGUUCUUGAUAAUGAAGAGUUUGGGCAGCAGUCUACUUUUGAUGAAAGUAUGAUUAACCCAGCCAUGGAGCUGGGACUUAUGGAGCAAACGUCAGAGCCAAGGAUGUUGUUCCUUCAGCUACCAAAGACUCUGCCAAUGAUAAAACGGACUGCUGCAGCAGCAGGCCAAGCAUCAACUAGCAGCUCAAAACCUCCAAGCGGUCCGAACCUCGUAGAGAAGGCUGCUGGGUUAAAAGAUUUAGAGGCCGGUUUGAUGGGCAAGAUGAUGGUUUAUAAAAGCGGUGCGGUGAAGCUUAAGCUUGGAGAUACCCUUUAUGAUGUAGGCCCUGGUUCAGAAUGUGUAUUCGCCCAGGAUGUCGUGGCUGUUAAUGUUGAGGAGAAGAAUUUUUGUGUAGUAGGGGAGAUCAACAAGCGUGUUAUUGUGACCCCUGAUGUGGACUCCAUUCUGGAUAAUUUUUCUGAGUCGGGUUAGUUACUUGGUUUCUGCUUCUAGUUAAUGCUUUUUGGUGAUACUUGGGAAUGUUAACUCUACAAGAAAGAGAAUAUACUGCAUAUCUUUUUCUCCCUCUUAGCUUCUUGAAGAAUCUAUCAAAGAAGGUUUGCAACUUGAAUUGGUUCACCCAAGGAAAGAGGGAGCGAUGCUUUUUACUCGAUAUUCUUUGGGCAUCACAUGGUUAGCUGCAAUUACAAGACUCGAGAACUUGUACCAAACAUCAUCUUGAGCCAUGUCUGUGCUCGCAGUGGUGUAACUUUUCACAUUACCAGACAGACAAUCUAUUUAAAAUGAAUAUGUUGCUGUCUUAUGUUGGGUACUUGAUGAAAUUUUGGUGAUUCAAUGAAAGCUUGUAUGCUAGGCUUGUAAACUGGUCCCCUUCCUAGACUAUAUAACAAUAUGAUAUGCAGGUUACUUUAGUGAUUCAAUAAUAUGAUCUGUUGUCUUUAA
Beta vulgaris subsp. vulgaris (sugar beet) is the source of this 1499-nucleotide messenger RNA. Its product is annotated as DNA-directed RNA polymerase III subunit rpc4. Gene Ontology annotation, cellular component: RNA polymerase III complex. The coding region runs from base 150 to 1028 and encodes 292 amino acids. The record is from RefSeq and is a predicted model, not a curated record. Gene Ontology annotation, molecular function: DNA binding. Gene Ontology annotation, biological process: transcription by RNA polymerase III. Lineage: Eukaryota; Viridiplantae; Streptophyta; Magnoliopsida; Caryophyllales; Amaranthaceae. The transcript is spliced from 11 exons.